UCGUCAUUUACUGUGUUACACAACCCCACCAGCCUGUUCAUGACUAGACUAAGUUAUGUGCUCUUUAUCUUGACCCUUGCAGAUCUACAUUAUAGUGGCAUGCCAUAUAGAUCGACUAUUGCAGUUUCCCCUUCUAUAGUGAUUCCUCUUAUUGGUCAUUUUGUGUUUGCUUUGAACCUUCUCGCCCUCCUUCUAUCAGUGAGAGAAUCAUGCAAGAAUUAUGAGUUUAUGUCCCAAGAUGGUUGCUUGUAGUGCGAUAUGCUGCCCAAGAUGUUCAGCUAUAGUAGAAAGGGAUGUCAUCUAAGAGAGAAUUCUAAAGGCGCAU
Molecule: messenger RNA, 325 nt
Organism: Aspergillus vadensis CBS 113365
Lineage: Eukaryota; Fungi; Ascomycota; Eurotiomycetes; Eurotiales; Aspergillaceae
Exons: 1
Coding region: 40-252 (70 amino acids)
Source: RefSeq, a predicted model, not a curated record